Molecule: messenger RNA, 6821 nt
Organism: Rhineura floridana
Lineage: Eukaryota; Metazoa; Chordata; Lepidosauria; Squamata; Rhineuridae
Gene: DSTYK
Product: dual serine/threonine and tyrosine protein kinase
Exons: 13
Coding region: 175-2973 (932 amino acids)
Biological process (GO): protein phosphorylation
Molecular function (GO): protein kinase activity; ATP binding
Source: RefSeq, a predicted model, not a curated record
CAAAGCACCCGGAUAAAGGUUCCGUUCCGUGCGCAGUGCGGCUCGGUGCGGCGCUGCUGACAGGGGAGUGGGAGAUUGAGCCUGUGGCCGAGGCGGCGAUAAAUCAGCCUGGCAGCUCCUGAGUCCCCGCCGUGGUGGGGAGAGGGCUCUGGGACGGACGCCCCGGUGGAUCAGAUGUCGGGGGGAUUGGCAGGCCCCUCGGUCCGGGGCUCCGGUGGCGGGUUAAGUCGCGAGCUGUGCCGCGCGUUCGGCCAUUACAACCGGCACUUGGCACGGCUGCAGCACAAUCUGCGCGAGACCAAGAAGUUCUUCCGCGACAUCAAAUAUUCCCAAGGCCCCGCUGUUUUCCCCGUCGCUGGUACUGGGCCUGCCGGGGAGGAGCCGCCUCAACAACAGCCCACUCCUUCAGCGGUUGAUAGCGCCCUUAUCGGUGGGGGUGCCUUCCUGCAGGCCGGGCAGCUGAGCUCAAUUGCCUUUCCCCGACAUGAGGAGGAGUACCUCCAGCUGACAGUAAGCUGUCACCCAUGCCUUUUAAUUUUUGGUCAGAGCUGUAAUGCCAAAUGCCAGUUACUUAACAUGCUCUUGGGAGAGAGACUGCUACCUACCACCAAAAUUAGCAGUGAGGAGAACUGUAAGAGGCGUCGAAUUCGCUUCACACAUGGAAGACAAACGCGGAUUAGUUUGGCUCUACCAGGACAGUAUGAAUUGGUUCAUAACUUGGCAGCUCAUCAAGGUAGAUGGGAAACAAUACCUGAGGAGGACUUGGAAAUCCAUGGCGAUAAUGAAGAUCUGGCACACCAGAUUGCAGAGCUGGAGGUUACACUGAAUCACACAUUAUUACAGGAAGUGGAUAUUGUGGUAGCUCCGUGUCGGGGAUUUCAGUCAGCAGAAGUCACUUUGGGAGAAUACGUGAACCAUGUUCUUCCAGUCAUCACAUUUGCCAUCAGUGAGGCAGAACUCUCAACCCUGGAUGUGAAUGAACUGCAAGAGAUUAAAGAGAAAUUCUCCCUGCCUAUCUUCUUUUUCAAAGUGCCAGAUUUGGGGGCUGAACUAAUAUCCCCUCAAAAUGCAGAGAAUGAAAAGUCAUCUCUUUACCGGCAGCUGUUAGAUUUGGACUAUCUUAGUACCAACCAUUGCAGUUGUGGAGCUCCUAGCUCUGAUGCCAAAGCCCAGAGCAUGCUGGUGGAACAUUCGGAUAAGAUCCGUCUGCUUAGCACUUUCUCCAAACAGGUGCUGCAGCAGCGUUUGGUGGAUGCAGCCACCAUCUUGAACAUAGUACACUGCCGUUGCCUGGACAUUUUCAUCAACCAAGCCUUCGAUAUGCAAAGAGACCUUCAGAUCACUCCAAAGCGCCUGGAGUACACACGGAAAAAAGAGAACGAGCUGUAUGAAUCUCUGAUGAGCAUUGCCAACCGCAAACAAGAGGAAAUGAAGGAUAUGAUUAUUGAGACUCUCAAUAACAUGAAAGAGGAGCUGCUGGAAGAUGCUGCUAAUAUGGAAUUCAAAGAUAUUAUAAUUCCUGAGAAUGGAGAGCCUAUUAGUUCCAGAGAUGUUAACUGUUGCAUUAAGCAAAUUCAAGAACUGAUAAUUUCACGGUUAAACCAAGCAGUUGCUAACAAGUUGAUAAGUUCUGUGGACUACCUGCGGGAGAGCUUUGUAGGGACUCUGGAAAGAUGUCUGAAGAGUCUGGAGAAAUCUCAGCAAGAUGUUACAGUGCAUAUUACAAGCAACUACCUAAAACAGAUACUGAACGCAGCCUACAAUGUUGAAAUCACUUUUCACUCCGGUUCAACAGUAUCCAGAAUGUUGUGGGAACAAAUCAAGCAGAUAAUACAACGGAUUACUUGGGUGAGCCCACCAGCUAUCAGCACAGAGUGGAAAAGGAAAGUAGCUCAGGAUGCUAUUGAGAGUCUUAGUGCAUCAAGGUUGGCCAAGAGCAUCUGUAGCCAGUUCCGGACAAGACUAAACAGUUCUCAUGAAGCUUUUGCAGCUUCCUUGCGGCAGCUGGAGGCUGGCCACUCAGGCAGGCUGGAGAAAACAGAAGAUCUUUGGUUGAAAGUGCGAAAAGACCAUGCUCCUCGGCUUGCCCGCCUCUCACUGGAAAGCAGGUCCUUGCAGGAUGUUUUGUUACAUGGUAAACCAAAGCUGGGCCGUGAGCUGGGCCGAGGGCAAUAUGGAGUGGUGUACUUGUGUAAUGCCUGGGGGGGGCACUUCCCGUGUGCACUCAAAUCUGUUGUUCCUCCAGAUGAGAAGCACUGGAAUGACCUUGCACUUGAGUUUCACUAUAUGAGGUCUUUGCCAAAGCAUGAGCGGUUGGUAGACCUUCAUGGGUCCGUGAUAGAUUAUGGGUAUGGUGGGGGUUCCAGCAUUGCUGUUCUACUGAUAAUGGAGCAAUUGCAUAGAGAUCUCUAUACAGGAUUAAAGGCUGGGUUGACAUUGGAGACAAGAUUGCAGAUUGCCUUGGAUGUAGUUGAAGGGAUUCGAUUUCUUCAUAGCCAGGGACUUGUUCACAGAGACAUCAAACUUAAAAAUGUAUUGCUUGAUAAAAACAAUAGAGCUAAAAUCACAGACCUAGGAUUCUGCAAACCCGAGGCAAUGAUGUCCGGCAGUAUUGUUGGGACCCCUAUCCAUAUGGCUCCUGAACUUUUCACAGGGAAAUAUGAUAACUCUGUGGAUGUAUAUGCAUUUGGCAUCUUGUUCUGGUACAUCUGUUCAGGAUAUGUGAAGCUACCGGAGGCUUUUGAGAGAUGUGCAAGCAAGGAUCACCUUUGGAACAAUGUACGAAGAGGAGUACGUCCUGAACGCCUUGAGAUUUUUGACGAGGAAUGUUGGCAGCUGAUGGAAGCCUGUUGGGAUGGGGACCCUUCUCAGCGUCCACUCCUGGGCAUUGUCCAGCCAUUGCUGCAGAGCAUCAUGGGCAGGCUUUGCAGGUCGAACUCUGCACAAAACAAAGGGUUAGAUGACUCUACUUGAAAAAGAAGCCAUGGAAGAACUGUUCUGUUCCGUUCUGUUAUAUGAGAACACUGGUUCCCACCUUGCCACUGGCAGCUCAAGAUGGUAGCUUUUCUGAAGAGACCAGUCACAAAUUGGGCGCUUGGGUGAGAGGAUACAAAAAUUCCAUCUCAUACAGUAGCCAGGGACAUUUAUCUCCAAUGCACACUACUAAUGCAAGUUGCCAGUGCUCCCCUCGUUAUUAAAAAGCAAAUAAAAAUAUGGGGAAUUCAGGCUUCUUAGUCUGGAAGGGAUUUUGCUUAUCCUCUUCAGACUCCAAUAAAGGAAAAAAACACUGUGUUUCAGAACUCUAGCAGCCAGCACAUUUGCACCUACAGCUACAGUCUGCUCCCUGCCUAUAUCAUCCUCCCUGAAUUUCACACAUGUAUGUGGAUUAUUGGAAGGCAUAACGUUGUAUUCCUUUCAUAGGGAGGGUUAUCCAGCUAACCUUUGGAUGGAUUCUGAGGGGUAUAAGCUGAUACCGACUUUCAUAGUACUUGAUAUGUUUACAUGGAGGGAUCAAAGCAUCCGUGAGGGGAAGGCCACACUGCAGUGGCAAUACCCUAAGAAGUAUAAGCUACCUGUUCUUUGUCUUGUGAACCAAGCUCUUUUUGGUAAAUGCUUAAUAGCAAUCCUUGAAACAUCUGAGCAAAGAUGGCCUUUUUUAUUUUUUUACCAUCUUGCAGCAGGAUGGGUACUCCACCAAAAAAGACUCUGCACAUAUAGAAAUAGAAACAAAAAUUGCUAGCAACUACUGUCUGCAUGCAAUGGACAACUAACAGGCCAUGUUUUUAACUACAGCAGUUUUCUUGUUUUGAACCAAGUAUAAAGGCAGUGACUGUUUUAAAUUCUAAUAUUGACAGGCAUUUUAAAAUAUUUCUUCAGCUAUGUAUUUUUAAAUCAUUCCCUUGGAGAGAACCUAAGAGAGACCUGUCAUUAUUCCAUAGAUGUGCAUGGUUGCUAUGUCUGCUCAUCAUUUACUACUUUGGGGUGUUGGAUGUGUUGAUCUAGGAAUCCAUUGCAGGGACCACAAGGGGAGGACAAGUCCAGAGACCUCUGUAAUGAAGGGCUCUUUCCCAUGUAGUCUAUAUGCCCUUGACAGAAAGAUUCCUUUGCAUUACUUGUGUAAGAAUUAGUUUCUUAGUACAACAAUAUUUUGAGGAGUAGUGAAGACUGAAAUGGAGAAUGCAACUGGCAUAGGUAAGGAAAGAGACCAGUUGCCAAUGUUUUUUCCAUGUGUUUGGAGAAUGAAAGGUGAAACCUCAUUUUCCCUCUUUCACAUAACAAGACAUGCACUGGUUCCAUCUUCAUAGAAUAAUUGAGUAUGUGUUGUACAAAGCCAUUCAAACAGGCAUCAUAUAGUACCUUGUUUCAAUUGUACAGCCUCUUGCAGAAUUACAGCCUCUUGCCUGUUUACAUAAACCACUAGAGACAAAAGUUACCGUGCAAUGUUACUGACCAGUCUAGAUGAACCUUUCCUGUGUGUGCAUUAAAAUUGAAAAUGUGCUUUUAAAAUGAUUGCUUUUUACAUAAUGGCCAUUCAUUGUUAUGUGAUGGUCUAAACUGUAUUCACGUUUCUGUCCACAAAUUGUAGCAUCUGGCAACUUGAACUAAAUGGGCAUCAAGAGCUGCCAACCAUGCUCACAGAAAAACACAUACAUGCUGAAAUAGGAAGUCAUAGAAAUGUCACUUAAUGUACUAUCUGGGCCACCAUUGCAGUCAUUUGACAGUGUUAUUCAUUUCAUAUCUAUUUAUUCUGCUACAGUGGCUAGUGGCCUUGUUAGAAUUAGGAGGGUCUAGGUCAGUAUUUUUGGAAAUAUAGAUAAAGUGUGUGUAAAAUUAAAAUAAAUAAAACUCUAUUUGAAAAUGGCUUGUAUAGCUUUUCCGAAGUAGCUGCUUCCUUACUCUUUACAUUGUGCCUUUUCAAAAACUGAGUCAAAGUAUUGUGUCAAAUUCCACCAGGGAGAUCUUCCCCAGACACAUCUGGCUCUGUACACUUCCCCAUUGUACAACCACGCAUGCAUUCCUCUGUUAGGCAUAAAUUUUAAGUAUUAUGCUGAUCAGCUCUGAAUCAAAUUUCAUAGGCCCUGACAUGCCUCACAACAGGGAUGAGAUGAGUUUGCACUGUUGAGUUCUACUAGUUAAAAUGUGUUUGACUUUAUUAAAACAUAAAACCCUGUUCAUAUUGGCAAUGCUACAUGGUUUCCUUAUGUUACUAGCACCCUUGAGGUCUAAAAAUAAAGCAUGUAUUUUAAACACAUGAAAUAUUUUCACACGGUAGCAAUAGGGCCAAACAGGUGCCACCAGGUAUCAUGGUGGGAAUUAUGGUGGCUAUCUGUGUAUUCAGGUCAAUUGUAAUUGUGAAGGAACUACCACUGGUAUCCUACUCCAGUGACUUGAUGAAAGCAUUAGAAAAAAAUGUGUGAGGAAAUACCAGUUCUUUCUAAAAAGUUACUGUUGUGCCCGUAUACAUGUAUCUUGUUCUGCAAAAUACCUCUUCUCCCCCCACCCCCAAAGGUUACUAGAAUCCAGUCUUCAUUACCCACUUGGUUCUACACCCGGAAUGAAACUUUGUUUACUGAACUGUAUUAUGCAACGUUUACAAGUUGUUACAGACUUGAUGGCUAGAGCAGGUGCUCCAAAAGAGUUUUUUUAGUGCUUGAAACAUGAUAAAUCAAAUUAGUUUACAAAACAAGUAUACUUGCAGAAAUUAGAGCUGGAGGAAUCAAAGCAUCCAUACUGGUGCUGGUAUUUGGUGGAUUAAAGAUGGAGCUAUUCAAAGCUGACCCAUUGCCAGGCUACUUAUUUCUGCUUUGGAAAUUGUUCAGAACCUAAAGGCCACGAACACUACAUAGGAGUUGCAUGAGCUAGAAGCAAGGCUUGAAUGCAAUGUCACAUUGCCAUGUUGUGAUGCUGGAAUGUUACCCUCAGCUUGCUAGUGCAUUGCUGCUGCCUAUCACAUUGCUGUCUAGUGAAGUGGAUUGUAGAAGCUUUUGUUUGGCAACUGACUAUUUUUUUGUGUCUCCAUCUCAAGUACUACUAGUGACUUGACUGUGUACAAUGCAAGCUCUUUUAACUUCUUGUUUUAAAAGAGCAAGCUAUUCUACCUUUUUUAGCACUUCUGUCUUGUUAGUCCUUCUCUCUGCCCAUCUCCUCCCAGAUAGUGUUUGGAGUGUCAGGAGCUACUUGAAUUUUGGCUCUUGUAGGGCAAUUGACUUUUAUGGAAGGAACAUCAGUACUGCAUCCCUAUUUAAUGUGUUUCUGUGUUGAGCUCCUUUCAAUUUUAGAGAUGUACAUAAUGCCUUCCCUGUAUCUCCUGGUCUCUUAGCCAGGUGUCCUCUCUUGUUUUUUUAAAUCUUAAUACUAGCAGAUCUGCAUUUGAAACUCCCUCAGGGGCUUAAAUAGCACUGCAUUUCUUGAAUUUCUAAAGCUUCCUUUGUUUUGGUUCUGUUAAAGUGAUGAUCAACUGUCAUACUUGGCUUUUGGGGGACAUAGAAACCUGAGUAAAGAGUUGUACGGUUCCAUUGUAAUGCCUAUAGAUUUUUGUACUAUUUUUAUUUUUUUUUAAAAACUGAUGUAUAUUAGUAUUAAAGGUAACAAACUUACCAACUGUAUAGGAAAAGUGCAAUAACAUGGAAAAUGACAUGAUUAAGAACAAAUAUUUCCCUUGUAUUCUGUUAUACUCGUUUACUCUCCACUUCAGCCCCUUCCCCCAUUACAUGUAUUUUUUAAGAGACGUGACUCUGGGUCAAGACUUCAUUUAGUGCCAUAAUAAAAGUCUGUUUUAAUGGACAAUGGAACACAUGGAAGUGCUGUGCUGUAUAAUAAAG